AUGGCGCCGAAGAAGAAGCAGCCGGCCUCGAAGCAGAGGCAGAAGCCGAAGUCCUCCUCCGCCUCCUCGUCCUCCUCAUCCGCAGCCACCGCCGCGCCGCGCCUCCAGAUCUUGUCGGAGAACGAGCGCCGCCUCCUCCUUAACUCCUCCGCAGCAUCCACCCCCUCCCCGGCACCUGCCGACGGUCCGGAAGCCCGCGGCGAGUCGAGGGAGCAGAAGGCGCGGCGGCUGCGUGGCGUGUACGACAAGCUCGCUCUCGAGGGCUUCUCCUCCGCGCAAAUCGAGCAGGCGCUCUCCGCGAUACCCUGGCUGUCACACCCGUGGCCACCGGUGACAUCAACCCAACCAUGUGAGCAAUCACAGGGAUAUAAGUGGAAGAGGAUCUCUAUAGGGAGGAGGAAGAUCGCUUCCUUCCUCUGUUUUGUCUUCUAUAUUUAUGUUCUGUUCGAUGCUCCUUUCCCUGAUGCAGAUACAAUUCCUUCAUCUGAAAUAGAAAAUUCUUCGACUGAUGGCAUAUCUAUGGAUUCUGGGAAUACUGAAGGCAGCAAAUCUGUGAAUGAGAAGAGACAGAUUACCAUGAUGAGUUGUAUGGGAUUGAAAUCAGCAGAGGAUGCAGAGAGUGCAAUUUUAAAAAAGCAGUUGGAAGAUAAAAGGAAGCUACCAAAUUACUUGAAAAUGCUGGAAGCAAGAGCUUCUCUACCAAUAGCUAGACAGAAGCAACACUUCCUACAGUUGCUGAAAGAGAACGAUGUAGUUGUUGUUACUGGAGAAACUGGAUGUGGGAAAACAACUCAGGUGCCACAGUUUAUUUUGGAUGACAUGAUUGAAUCUGAACUUGGAGGUUCUUGCAAUAUAGUUUGCACACAGCCCCGACGGAUAGCGGCUAUUUCUGUGGCGAAAGAGUAUCUGAUGAAAGGUGUGAAUCAUCACCUGGAUCGAAUGAUUCACUGGAAUGAGAGGACAAAGCUUUUGUUCUGUACUACUGGUAUCCUUCUCAGAAAACUAUCUGGAAACAGAGACUUAAGUGAUGUUACUCAUGUUGUUGUAGAGGAAGUACAUGAACGUACAAUUUUGAGUGACUUCCUGCUUACUGUUCUUAAGAAUCUCAUUGAGAAACGCUCCAAUCAACAAGGAAGGAAGUUGAAAGUGAUUCUCAUGUCUGCAACGGUUGAUUCAAGCCUAUUUGCACGAUAUUUUGGAGAGUGCCCCGUGAUUAGUGUUGAAGGAAGAACACAUCCAGUGUCAACUCACUUCCUUGAGGAUGUUUAUGAGAAAAUGGAGUACUGUCUUGCAUUGGAUUCUCCUGCAUCAGGAGCAUACUUCGCACAGCAUAGGGAAAAGAAACGCUUGAAUGAAGAUGUGAUUGAUUUCGAUCUAUUGGAAGACUUGAUAUGCUAUAUUGAUGAGAACUGUCCUCUGGGUGCUAUUCUUGUUUUUCUUCCUGGAGUUGCAGAGAUUGACUUGUUGAUUGAUAGAUUAUCUGCUUCAGUUAGAUUUGGAGGGGCAUCAUCUGAUUGGAUCCUUCCUUUACAUUCACUACUUGGACCCUCUGAUCAAAGGAAAGUGUUCCAGUCUCCACCAGAUAACUUCCGCAAGGUUAUUAUUGCCACAGACAUAGCAGAGACCAGCAUUACAAUUGAUGAUGUAAUAUAUGUAGUUGAUACUGGAAAGCACAAGGAGAACCGUUACAAUCCACGCAAGAAAAUGUCAAGCAUAGUUGAAGAUUGGAUUUCUCGUGCAAAUGCAAAACAGAGACGGGGUAGGGCUGGUCGUGUGAAGCCUGGUUUAUGUUUCUGUUUGUAUACAAGGCAUCGGUUUGAAAACAUCAUGCGGCCAUUUCAGGUGCCUGAGAUGCUACGGAUGCCUUUGACUGAGCUGUGCCUGCAAAUAAAAUCACUUCAUCUUGGUGACAUCAAAUCCUUCCUGCUAAAGGCAGUAGAGCCCCCUAAUGAAGAAGCUAUUUCCUCUGCAGUUGACUUGCUAUACAAGGUCGGAGCAUUUGAAGGACAUGAAGAGUUGUCACCUCUUGGGUAUCAUCUGGCCAAACUGCCUGUUGAUGUUGUGAUUGGAAAGAUGAUGCUUUAUGGUGCUAUCUUCGGUUGUCUAUCACCAAUUCUGUCUGUUGCUGCUUUUCUGAGUUAUAAAUCUCCAUUUCUCUCUCCAAAAGAUGAGAAGCAAAAUGUGGAGAAAGCAAAAGCCACAUUAUUGAAUGAGAACCUUGAUGGAUCUACUUCUGUAACAGAUAAUAAACAAUCAGAUCACCUGCUAUUGGUAAUUGCGUAUGACAAAUGGUCCCGGAUACUGCUACAGAAUGGUGCUAAAUCUGCUCGUCAGUUUUGCCAUUCAUUCUACUUGAAUAAUACUGUGAUGCACAUGAUCAGGGACAUGCGUCUUCAGUUUGGUACAUUGUUAGCAGACAUUGGACUUAUAGAUCUUCCUAAAGAUAGUCUGAGGCCUAAGGAGGGGAGUAGGAAAAAUAAUCUUGAGAGCUGGUUUUCUAAUAUGUCUCUUCCAUUCAAUACAUAUGCUCGCUGCACCUCAGUUAUUAAGUCGAUUAUGUGUGCGGGUCUAUACCCAAAUGUUGCAGCAUCUCUAGAGGGUGUUGAUCCUGGAGCUCUAGGUGGAAGAAAGCCAUCUGAUGUUCUGUUCAGUAAGGACCGUCCUAGAUGGUAUGAUGGAAGGCAAGAAGUCCAUAUACAUCCAUCAUCUGUUAAUCACAGCUUGAAAGCUGUUCAAUAUCCAUUUUUGGUGUUUCUUGAAAAGGUUGAGACAACCAAGGUGUUCUUACGUGAUACUAGCGUCGUUUCCCCGUACUCGCUCCUUUUGUUUGGUGGUUCCAUGGUAAUCCAACAUCAGACAGGAGUGGUUGUUACAGAUGGAUGGUUGAGGCUGUCUGCUGCUGCGCAGACUGCUGUUUUAUUCAAGCAACUUCGGAUAACUCUUGAUGCUGUUCUAAAAGAACUGACAAGAAAACCAGAGAUGGCAACUUUUGUUGACAAUGAAGUGGUCAGGUCCAUCAUUCAUUUAUUGUUAGAAGAAGACAAGGCUCGAUAA
This is a messenger RNA of Miscanthus lutarioriparius, 3054 nucleotides long. The record is from the annotation of a GenBank genome assembly. NCBI's taxonomy places the organism in Eukaryota, Viridiplantae, Streptophyta, Magnoliopsida, Poales, Poaceae.